AGUAGAAGGUUUUGAGAUUUGUUGUGUCGCCGAAAGUACUUUAAUAGUGUUCAGAGUUUAAGUUUAACUCGGUUAAAGACCGGUUACACACAGUGUCCAAACUGAAUCAGGUGUGAAAGCUGCCUUUGAAGUCUAAGGACCAGCAGAGGAGGCCAUGAAUCGAGUCCCCCUGCAGCAGCCGCAGAGCUGUGGGUCCUGGGAGCUGAAGGAGCGGCUCGGCACUGGAGGCUUUGGGAAUGUCACGCGAUGGCAAAACAAGGACACAGAGGAACAGAUCGCUAUAAAGCAGUGUCGUCAGGAGCUGAGUGAGAGAAACAAGGAGAGAUGGUGUCUGGAGAUCCAGAUCAUGAAGAGGUUGGAUCAUGUUAACGUUGUCGCAGCCAGAGAGGUUCCUGAAGGAAUGCAGAAAAUGGUGGCCAACAAUGAACUGCCUUUGCUGGCCAUGGAGUACUGUCAGGGAGGAGAUCUGAGGAAGUAUCUGACCCUCUUGGAGAACUGCUGUGGACUGAGGGAGGGCUCUGUUUUGAUUCUGUUACGAGACAUUUCGUCUGCUCUAACCUACCUCCAUAGGAAGAGGAUCAUCCACAGAGAUUUGAAGCCAGAGAACAUUGUGCUGCAGCAGGGAGAGAAGAGAUUGAUCCACAAGAUCAUUGAUCUGGGCUAUGCUAAAGAGCUGGAUCAGAGCAGUCUUUGCACCUCAUUUGUGGGAACCCUUCAGUACUUGGCUCCAGAGCUCAUUGAGAGAAAGAGGUACACGGUCACUGUGGACUACUGGAGCUUCGGGACUUUGGUGUUUGAGUGCAUCACAGGAUUUCGCCCUUUCUUACCGACCUGGCAGCCUGUUCCUUGGCACAACAAACUGAGGCUGAAGCAGGACAACGAUAUUGUCGUCUAUGAGGACCUCUCAGGUGAAGUCCGCUACUCUAAACAUCUGCCUCAGCCCAACAACCUCAACAGUCUGUUAUUAGGGAGACUGGAGAGGUGGCUGCAGCUGAUGUUAAAGUGGUGUCCUCAGGAGAGAGGCAAAGACAAGGACGCUACGCCCAUGGACUGCUUCUCCCAGCUGGAGGUUAUACUGCAGCUCAAGCUGGUUCAUGUCCUGAACAUGAUUUCUGCUAAAAUCCUGACGUACUCCGUCUCCGAUGAAGAGACCGUGGCAGACCUGCAGCUGAGGAUAGAAAAAGACACCAACAUCCCUGCAGCCAAUCAGGAGCUGCUGCUGGAGGCGGGGCUGGCCUUGGAGCCUCAUGGACUGGCCACGCAGUGCGCCAUAGAUUACACAGAGAUCGAUGGCCGACGGACGGACCUGCCUCUGGUCUACCUGUUUGAUCGUUCUUCUUGCAGUUAUGAACCUCAGUUUGCUCCUCGCACCCUUCCAGAAAACAUCCGCUUUGUCCAAACCGACCCGAAACACGUUCUGAAUUACAGCCCUCUGAGGAGGACCUGCGGCCAGGCGUGGCACACCAUCCGCUCCCUGAAGGAAGACUGGCAAAGACUGCAGCAGGGGCAGAAAGCUGCCAUCAUGAGCCUGCUGAGACACAACUCUUCACUGUCCAAGCAGAAGAACGAGAUGGUGUCCAUGCACCAGAGACUCAUGGCCAAGCUGGACUUCUUCACCACCAGCCUUCACAUAGACAUGGACAAAUACCAGGAGCAGACAGCCACCGGGAUCGCAUCAGAGAAACUCCUGGGUGUGUGGAGGGAGAUGGAGCAGACUGCUGUCAGCUGUGGUCAGGCCAAGGUGACUGAACUGGAGGAGGAGAUGAUGCAGCUGCAGCCAGACAUCGUGGAUGUGCAGAGACAACCGUGGAGGAGUGGAGAGGCUCUGGAUACACAAGAAGGAAAGGCCAUGGAGCUGUUCCGCAAACUCAGAGAGAAACCCAGAGACCAGAGGUGCCCGGGGGACAGUCAGGAGGUGGUGCGCCUGGUGCUUCAGGCUGUACAGUUCUAUGAGAGGAAGCUCAGAGACUUCUACACACACCUCAGUAAGACAGCAGUGUGCCGUCAGCGUGUGAUGGAGCUACUGCCGAAGGUGGAGGGUGUGGUCCAGAGGAUGGCUGAGAGCGAGCAAGUCCUCAUGAGUCUGCAGGAGAAACGACAGAGAGAGUUGUGGAACCUGCUCAAAGUGGCCUGUAGUAAAGUCCGCAGCCCGGUUAGUGGGAGUCCUGAUGGAUUACGAACCCCCUCUUCAGUGCCGCCUCUGCUGACCCCCAGACAUAGCUUACAGCAGCUUGACGAGUCUCUUGUGGAGGAGAGCAGGACGUUCGAGAGUCGACUUCAGAGUUUGCUGCAUGACACCAUCCAGGAAUCAGAGAGCAGUAUGGAGGUGUUGAGGGAGUGGACGUGGCUGCAAGGAGGACAGAAUUUCUCCAGCGACCUCUCCUAAAUUGGGUUUCAUCUUUUGCUUACAUGUGGUGCGCUACUGCCUCUGUGUGGACGGGAUGUCAAACAACAUGAGCAUGUGGUAGCAUCUGGUCUGUUUUACAAUGUGAAUGGAGUAAUAGGUGCUGGCACAUAUUUGCUUAAGGAGAUUAAGGAGAAGGUAAACCUACUCACAACUUUUGUCCAAUGUUGUAAAAGGAAAUGUAAUGCCAGGCUGGAGUGCACUGAAGCACUGAUUAAUCUGAGAAAGAUCAGGUGAAUUUAUUAAAGCAGGAUCUUAUUUAUUUACCCAUUUGUCAUUAAAAAAAAAUGAUUUCGGGUAAAAUUGCACAGAUGAACCAUUUAAUUGGUAUUAUGGAUCAAAUGAGAACCUUUUAGUCUUAUUACAGCUGUAUACAGUAUAGUACAUUCCUGCAGUGUUACGAUGUGUGGAGAGGCUUUCACAAUGUACAAAGCCUGAAAUGAAUUGUCCUUUAAAAAAGCUGACAUGAAGAGAAAACUUUAUCCUAGAUUUAAAAGUGACAGGAAUUCUAAAUGUAAAUAAUGUUCUACCAAACUGACAGACUAUUAACAAUUUGUCUUUUUUAAUCAGGAAACUACAGAUUUUAAGGUUUAUGUACAUUUAUCCCAAGCAAAGCAACAAAAGUUUGUAAAAAUACAAACUUAACUCUGCCUUAAACUGUGUCUUGUGUACCAAUUGUAAAUGCCUAUCAGUUUUUAUGUUUCCUACUAGACCAUUAAGUGUCAUUGUACAUUUAUUUUAGUAAGACAAUCAUUGAACAACUUGGGUGACAUUUUUAACAGUAAAAGGACUGAGUGUAUGCUGAAUGAUUGUAUGAAUGUCAUUAUUUUAAAAGUAUAUUGAAGGUGGACACAAUAAUGGGAACACCUGUACAAGUGUUGUGAAGCUUGUUAUGUUGAGUUCAUGCUGAGCCUGUGUCAGAGAGGUUGGGUUUGUGGCCUUAAUCAAGAACAACACAAGCAUAUCCUGUUAUUCUCUUGGCUUGUUCCAAUAAGGUAAUUAAAAAUAGGUGAUUUAUGGUUUUUAAUCAUUUCUUUGUUUUGACUAAACCACUGGAGUCUGGUGUGUUUGGUGAGAAAACAGAACAGCAUCAGUUCCUCCGGCCUAAACCUAACCAGGACUGUCUGACAGCAAGGUAAAGCAGUAAAAAUACUGUAAAUUUAAUGUAUGUGGCUAAAAUUUGUUUUGCUGCUGCCUCUGUCCAUGUUUGCUGUAAUUCCAACUAUUGGAGGUGUUUUUUUUUCUUUGUAUGGAUCCUACAAAGUGAUGAGAGCUGUUACAUAUUGUCAGUUGUCAGUGAUAUAUUUUCUAUAUCUGUACACUCUAUGCUGUUGAGAUUGUAAUCAAGUCAGAGUAACAAAAUGUUAGACAUUGUUUUCAUAAUUAUCAAAAACAAAAUUAAUUUUGUACGUUGAAUGUUUUUCUUAACUACAUUUCCAUUCCAAUAAUGCCAACCAAAAUAAAAAAAACACAUCCAUCCAGAUCAUAGAGCUUAACAUUCUUUAUUCCAUUAAUUCAAUAAAAUCAGUUCGAGGUCCUAACUGUUGACUAACUCCUAUACAAAGCACAGCACAGAUAAAGUGAAAUGUAGUGGUAAAGGUUGAACAGGUACAGGACACAAAACAAUACAAGACAAAGAGGUGACACAGAGUCUCAAAUUGCCGUCGGCCCUUUGACUAAACAGGACCUGAAAAAUAGACGUUUAGGCAACUGAAGGUUCACAGUUAAAAACUGCGUUACUGAGGUCAAACGGUGGAAUAAAGUCGGUGCACUCACUCUGAGAAAGGUUCAGCCGCUCUUUGUCUUUUCUGCUUAAUUCUCUUCAGCUUU
This is a messenger RNA of Centropristis striata (black sea bass), 4234 nucleotides long. It is a transcript of the gene ikbkb, whose product is annotated as inhibitor of nuclear factor kappa B kinase subunit beta. The transcript has 22 exons. The record is from RefSeq and is a predicted model, not a curated record. Gene Ontology annotation, cellular component: cytoplasm; IkappaB kinase complex. NCBI's taxonomy places the organism in Eukaryota, Metazoa, Chordata, Actinopteri, Perciformes, Serranidae. Gene Ontology annotation, molecular function: IkappaB kinase activity; ATP binding; protein binding. Bases 155 to 2386 code for a protein of 743 amino acids. Gene Ontology annotation, biological process: positive regulation of transcription by RNA polymerase II; tumor necrosis factor-mediated signaling pathway; peptidyl-serine phosphorylation.